Molecule: messenger RNA, 1308 nt
Organism: Rhinolophus ferrumequinum (greater horseshoe bat)
Lineage: Eukaryota; Metazoa; Chordata; Mammalia; Chiroptera; Rhinolophidae
Product: short transient receptor potential channel 2-like
Biological process (GO): calcium ion transmembrane transport; regulation of cytosolic calcium ion concentration; manganese ion transport
Cellular component (GO): cation channel complex; membrane
Molecular function (GO): store-operated calcium channel activity; inositol 1,4,5 trisphosphate binding
Source: RefSeq, a predicted model, not a curated record
AUGGACCCGUCACGUGCCAUCCAGGAGGGGCGGCUGGGCCUUGUGCAGCAGCUCCUGGAGUCAGGGGUUAAGACCACCGGCGGUGGGCCAGGCGGACCCCUGCGGAAUGCCAUCACUGAUACGCUGUUAGCCAAUGUCAAGUUUGACUUCCGGCAGAUCCAUGAGGCACUGCUGGUGACAGUGGACACAAACCAGCCAGCAGUGGUGCAUCGCCUGCUGGCCCAGCUAGAACGGGAGAAGGGCCGCAAAAUGGACACCAAGACUUUCUCACUGGCUUUCUUUGACUCAUCAAUCGAUGGCUCCCGCUUUGCGCCUGGUGUCACUCCACUCACCCUGGCCUGCCAGAAGGACCUGUCUGAGAUAGCGCAGCUGCUCAUGGACCAGGACCACACCAUUGCCCGGCCCUGCGCCUGCCUCGAGGGCAGCAAUGCCCGCCUCUAUGACCUGCUGAGGUUCUCCCUGUCCCGCAUCAGCACCUACCAUGGCAUUGCCAGCAGGGCCCACCUCUCACUGGCCAGUGAGGACGCUACGCUGUCUGCCUUCCAGCUCAGCCGAGAGCUCAGGCGCCUUGCACACAAGGAGCCUGAGUUUAAGUUUGUAGCACACCCCAUCUGCCAACAAGCCCUGUCCUCCUUCUGGUGUGGGAACCUGGCUGGCUGGCGUGGAAGCACCACCAUCUGGAAGCUCUUUGUUGCCUUGCUCAUCUUCCUCACUAUGCCCUUCCUCUGCCUUGGCUACUGGCUGGCGGCCAAGUCCCGGGUACUGAAGAUAAAAUUAAUAAUAACUGUCAGUGAGGCCUCGGGAGAGCUGGCUUCCAGGAAGCAGGAACAGCAUGCAGGCCCAGGUGAAGAAGAAUGUAAACUGGGCCACCUGCUAAAGAUCCAGGUGCUGAAGUUCCUGCUGCACUCUGUCUCCUAUCUGUGGUUGCUCGUCUUCCUGCUGCGAGAGUCCCUGGUAAUGGAGACACAGCUGAGUACCUUCUGCGGCCGUAGCCAGAGCGUCUGGGAGACGUCACUACACAUGGCCAAUCCUGGGGCAGGGGCAGGGCCUGGGGAGGGAGGGCGUGGAUCCUACCGCCUUCGAGUCAUCAAGGCCCUGGUUCAUCGAGACCGCAUGGGAGGAGUUCGAGGAGAUCUGUCGGAAAGGAAUCCCAGUAAUGUUGUCACCUGCGGUUCUGAUGAGGGUAGAAGUGGCACAGGGAAGGUUCCUCUUCUAAGAGACCUCCCAUCAAUACUCCCGCAAGCCUCCCACAGACCUGGGCAACAGACGGAAAGAGCUGACCAUGCCUGUCUCUCCACUGCAAAGUGA